This is a messenger RNA of Vicia faba (fava bean), 537 nucleotides long. NCBI's taxonomy places the organism in Eukaryota, Viridiplantae, Streptophyta, Magnoliopsida, Fabales, Fabaceae. The record is from the annotation of a GenBank genome assembly.
AUGGCAGAUAAUGAGAGUGAUCCUACUUCUAAUCACAAGGUUAUUUUCCAAAUUAUUAUUGCAAUUUCAGCUGCAUUUGUUGUUACUUCAGUGUACCGUCUCAUAGCUAUUUGUUUGUGUCACCGAGGACGAACCACAACAGAUCAAAACCAACUACAACUACCGAAUCACGCUGCGAUACCUAGCCGCGAAAGGACAUCCUCAUCAGUAGGUGUAGCACACCAAAUUCCAACACACAAGUACCGCAAAAGAAAUAAAGUUGAUGCUGCUUCGGACGAUGAAGGCGACACAUGUGCCGUGUGUUUGGGAGAUUUUGAGGAGGGUGAGGAGUUGAAGACUAUGCCAGAGUGCUUGCACUCUUUUCAUGUGCAUUGCAUUGACAUGUGGCUCCAUGCGCAUUCGAGUUGCCCUAUUUGUCGCACUGGUGCUGGUGCUGCACCUUUGCCGGUGGUGAGGGCAAAUCAUCAUAGCAUAGAUAUGAAUAUGUCUCCACUUGGUAGUGGUGCUGCUAUGCAAAGUGGAUUGUUGCGAUGGUGA